This is a messenger RNA of Parastagonospora nodorum SN15, 1782 nucleotides long. RefSeq lists its product as hypothetical. The transcript is spliced from 3 exons. Bases 1 to 1782 code for a protein of 593 amino acids. The record is from RefSeq and is a predicted model, not a curated record. Lineage: Eukaryota; Fungi; Ascomycota; Dothideomycetes; Pleosporales; Phaeosphaeriaceae.
AUGUCGGGCAUCGAAAUCGCAGGUUUGGUCUUUGGUAUCGUGCCAAUCGUUGUUAAGAUUCUCAAGUCUUACGGUACAGCCAAGCGGAGGUUAAUAACGUUCUCACGACACGUAGAAGUUGCAGACGACAUCCAGACAAGGUUCGACGUAGCGUCAGCUCAUUUUAACAAUGAUUGCCGCCUUCUGCUACAGGCAACUAUUGCCGACCCGGACGAGGUUCCUGAAAUUGAGGAGAUGAUGAACAAUCCAACGCACAAGAGCUGGCAGAAGCAAGGGAAGCGUAUAGAUGAGCGACUAAAAGAGAUUAUGGAACAAGACUACGAGCUAUGCGGAAAAAUCGUGACACGACUUCACGACAUUCUUUGUGAAACACAAAACAGCCUUAAACGACUUCAGGACAGCCUAGGCAAAGGAAAACGAUCGCAACGCGAAUACGUAGAAAAGAUCUGUGAUGCUUUCACUAUAUCUCGCAAGGAAAACGGAAUUCGAAAGCGUUGCAAGGUCCCCUCAGCUUGGAUCAUCCGCAAAGCCGUCCCAAAGCGCUAUCAGCAGAUCCGCCUCGCCUCGCAACAACUUGGAGAAUCGAUCCACGACUCGUGGUCUUGCACCAACACUUCACAUAGCGGACAUCAAGCUAAGCUAUCGCUCGAUGCUGAGAGCGAGCAUGACAAUGUGCAACUUGAUGUUGUCGUCGCAUGCCAAACAAAACCAGAUCGGGCGAUCCAAGGGCCAUCCACCGACGUGCCAAUAUGGCUACAAAUUCGAUCCAUUACGUCUCUCACAAUAUACAGAGCACCAACGUCUCCACCUCCACCAGUGCUUGCGAAAGCCUUUCGUCGUGGGCUUUGCAACAUAUCGCAAGUUACAACCCAUACAUCGUCAAGUAAAGCCAAGUCAACGAAAAGGGUCCGAAUCGAUGACCCAAAAGACGAAGUCAGGUCUCUUCAAGCGCCCGCAACGAGGAGCACAGAAACGACACAGGCCGAAUCCUUCCUCAUGUUGGACCUGAAGACAACCGAAAGCGUAUGCUGCCAUGUAACAAGCGUGUACUCGUCCACCUCAGCAUGUCAAGAUGGAUGUGUAGGCUUCCUCGAGGUAGCCAAGAGUCGGCCAGCAAUGCGAUUCAUGUUCUACGAUGCCAGCAAACUCGCAGUCAAUGACGUUUCCUCCUGCACCCGGCGACAAGGGGCAAGACCCAUCAAGAACCUCAUUAAAAGCUUUAAUCCACUGCAACAAAUGACGCUUGCUCACAAGCUGGCCGAAGCGGUUCUUCAAUACCAUUCAAGCUCCUGGUUGCCGCAGGCGUGGACGCUUCAGGACGUGGCCUAUUUUACCGAUACAUCGCAACCCAAUGCAUGCGACAUAUCCGAUGCACUCAGCAGCCUACAUCUGAGCAAACGCUUUCCAAAAAAUACCUCAUGCCACAUCGAUUCAAAACAGGAAUUGCUUGACUUGAAGCAUAAAGUUGGCGUUCGUAACCUCACCCUGGCUAAGCUCGGCGUUGCACUGCUCGAGAUCUGCACCAAAGACGAUAUCAUGGGAACCCAACUAGAUGGUACGCACGGUGAGAUUAUCAAGGCGAGAGGAUUACUAGACGAAAAGCACCAUUCGAUCCAAGACUUCGGUCUGAGGUAUCUCGAGAUUGUGCGAAAGUGUCUGUAUUGCGACUUUUCUUGCGAUGAUGAUCUUCAGAGCGACGCACUGCAGAGUGCGAUCUAUACUGAGGUUGUGUGCGCUUUACAGGACAGGAAAACUCAAUGUGAGAAAUGGUUUAGCAUGUGA